AUGAAUUUAGAUUAUGAUAUUACUUAGCCUAUAACUCCUGGAAUGUUGAGAUAAAUAUUAAAUUAAGAUGAAAUACUUAAAGAUCUUUUUUUAGAAUUAAAAGGAUUGGAACAUUAUAUCUAUUAGAUUCUAAUAGAUUAAGAUCGCUUAAAAUAAUUACUUAAUGACAAUAUUACUAAAUUUUAAAAGGAAGACUAUCUUACAUUAUCAAGAGAAUAGAUUUUUACACUAAUAAUGAUGAUGUACUUUAACAUGAUCAAGAAAAAUUGUUACUCUUCACAUAAUUUUUAUUUAGUAAAUAUGGAAAAACUUAAAAAUAUGUAUAGAAAUAACAGUCUUAUUUAUGCAAAGCUUUAAUGCAUUAAAAAUUACAUACGUUUCUUCUUUUUAAAUAAAAAUAUUAUUGGUUCAUAACUUGUAAAAUUUAUUAGAAAUUCAAUUAAUGAAAAUGAAUUUGAAACUUUAUAAAGCCAAAAAUAAUAUGAAAUUUAAUUAGAUAUAAAAUUAACUGAAUCUGAAAAAAAUGAAGAUCAUUAAAAUUCAACAGUUGUUGAUUUUGCUGAUGAAAAUAUUGGAGGAUUAACUUUAGAUGAGUAUAAUUGUGCUUAAGAAGAAGUAUACUAUAUAAAUUAAUUUAGAUUCUUAUGCUUGUCUUUACAGAAGCCUUAGUUUGUAUGUUAUUUAUACCACCUAUGAAAUAAAAUCAAGCUGUCUUGAUAUAAGAUCUUAUUAAGUAUAACCAUUAUAAGGGAUAUGAAAAAUCUUUUUAAUUUGUGCCUUAAGAAAUAAAUGUUCGUUCCUUCUAUAAUAUACUUGUAUGUAUAUUUCUUAUAUUAGGCUAUUGAUGCUAAGCAUUUUUCUUAAUUUGAAAAUCAAUUUUUAGAGUAAAAUAUAAAUCGUGAAUUAUUAAAAUCUUAUGCUGGAUUUGAAUUAGCUAUAAAAAAUGCUCCAAGAUUUCCUAUAUCAACAGGAAGAUGGGGAUGUGGUAUAUUCAGGGGUGAUCCUUUUUUAAAAUUAUUAAUCUAAUUAUUGGCAUUUGCUUUAGCUUUAAAAAAAAAUUAACAAAAAGAUUGUUAAAUAAUAAUUAAUACUGUAGGCGAUAAAUAAUUGUAUUAAUUUGGAAAACUAUUAGUAUCUAUUCUCAAAAAGGAUUAAUUUAAUUUAGCUUUUUUAACCAAUUUGAUUUUCAGUUUAAAAAAUAAAGAGUUUUCUUCCUCUGAUGAAAUAAUUUCUUAUGUUAAUUCAUUUUAAUUUAAUUCUGAUUCUUAAAUUGAAUCUUUAAAUUAAAAUUAACAUGAAGUUUGUUUUAAUAAAAUUAAAUAAAAUUGUAUCAUUAUUUUAUUAAUUGUAUUUGCAAUUAUGAUUGGAUAUAUUUUGUACAAAUAAAUGAAAAGGAACUGA
Paramecium sonneborni is the source of this 1401-nucleotide messenger RNA. Lineage: Eukaryota; Ciliophora; Oligohymenophorea; Peniculida; Parameciidae. The record is from the annotation of a GenBank genome assembly.